Molecule: messenger RNA, 492 nt
Organism: Melitaea cinxia (Glanville fritillary)
Lineage: Eukaryota; Metazoa; Arthropoda; Insecta; Lepidoptera; Nymphalidae
Exons: 1
Coding region: 1-492 (163 amino acids)
Source: RefSeq, a predicted model, not a curated record
AUGUUUACCGGUUGGAAUGAAUUGGAAUGGGUGAGGCAUCUGAUAGAUGAGCUCAGUAACAGUAGCAUAGGGUGUCAUGUAGACGGAAUAAACAUUAAUAAUAUUAGUUAUGCCGAUGACAUGGUGCUACUGAGCCCAUCGGUCAGUGCCUUGAGACGAUUAUUGUCUAUAUGUGAAGUGUAUGCUGAGGCUCAAGGACUCAAGUAUGCCAGAAAGAGCGAAAUCAUGGUUUUUAAAGCGGGUGCAAAAGGCUAUAAAACCAUGCCUGAGGUAUCGCUCUGCGGAUCACCGCUACUUAGGGUUACCAGCUUUAAGUACUUGGGUCAUUGGGUAAACGAGAACUUAGGAGAUAAUAAGGAUAUAGGCAGAGAGCGGAGGUCGCUGUCGGUUCGCUGCAACAUGCUGGCUCGCAGAUUUGCACGUUGUACAGAAGAUGUCAAAAUAACUCUUUUUAAAGUCUUCUGCCAAUCGUUUUAUACAUGCAGUCUGUGA